Calliphora vicina (urban bluebottle blowfly) is the source of this 2172-nucleotide messenger RNA. RefSeq names its product mucin-5AC-like. The transcript is spliced from 2 exons. Bases 153 to 1967 code for a protein of 604 amino acids. The record is from RefSeq and is a predicted model, not a curated record. NCBI's taxonomy places the organism in Eukaryota, Metazoa, Arthropoda, Insecta, Diptera, Calliphoridae.
AGCGAGUUACGCCAUCGACGUCUACAUUUGCGCCCAAACAAUGUGGUGAUAACACUGUUACUGCUACUACUACUUCCAAUAUAAAUGGCAAAAAUUCAGCAGAAGCUAAGGCGCCAGCAACAGCAGUAGCUAGCAAGAAUGAUUACACCUCUAUGGUGGCCAUAAAAACCGCCACAGUCUCUUCACGCUUGCCGGGUCCCAGCAUAUUAAAGGCUAGUAAAACAGCCGACAAUGGCAAGCCUCCGCCGGAGAAAAGCCCCAGCAAACAGCCUUUAAUACAAGCGGAGCUAAGACCCAAUGAUAGUGUGGUCUCAUUUCUAAAUGAAAAGACCUCGACUUUAAAAUCCAAAGAUUUUAAUGAUAAAAUAACCAAAGUAACUGCCACAAUAGUGUUGCCCACCACAACAGGGCCCACCACCACUACAACAACUACAACACAAUCUAAAACUCUAACAACCACAACCACAACGACAGCGGCGACAAAGCGAGUAGUUGCUGGCACAGCUGAAAGUGGACGAGAACUUAAAAGCUUAACCACCUUUGCUACCACCACAACUAAACCUACCAUUACCGAUAUAGUAAGUACAAAACCAGCUGUUAGCACCACCAUGGCCAGCAUUGCCGCAAGCAGUAAUGUACCACCCACUACAACCACAUUUGCGGUUACAAUGUUGCCUUCGGUCACCACAACGGCUACAAAACCCACAGCCAUGAUAAGUAAAACCACAACAACACCUACAACUCUAGCUGCAACACUAGCUACAAAAACACAAACCACAACAGUGGCUACAGUAGCCAACUGUAUAACGAAACCUCCAACUUCCACGACGACGAUGACGACUACAGCUACAACAGCUGUAUCAACAAAAUCAAAUGAUCAAAUUAUAAAUAAAACAAGUGCUGCCAUUAAAACUACAACUUCAGCUACAUUAGCUACGGCAAAUAUGAAACCUACUACUACAGCAAUUGUAGUGAAUAGUAAUAAUAAUAAAUUGCCUGCAACUAGUAUAAACGUUAAAGCUUAUACCACAGCAUCGGCUACAACAGCAGCAGCAGCAGCAGUGACAAAUCAAACCACAACUACAGCAGUUAAGCCACAAACUGUAUUAAGCUCUAUAUCAUUAGCAAAAACAACGGUUUUAACAAAACCACAAACUACAACUACAGCAACAACAGCAGCCUCAGCGGCAAAACCACAAACUGUAGUAAGCACAACUUCAUUAGGUAAAACAACAGCAACUACACAGGCAGCUACAAAAGCUGACACUACAACUUCCAGCACCAAACCACAAACUCCAACAACAGUCCCACUCACUACUACAAAAACUCACACCACCAAACCACAAACUCCAACGACUGCCGCAAGCUUAGCGGCUAAGACAACAAUAGCAGCCACAAUUAUGACAACUUCUGGAGCUAAACCACAAACAAUAUCAGCAGCAAAAAUUACCACAGCAGCAACCACAAAACCACAAAUUGCUGCACAAGUAACAAAACCUAGUACUACCACAUUAAGCACAAGUGUUACUUUAGCAACAACUACACAAAAUAAUGCAAAAUCUCCAACAACUUCCACAGCAAAAACCUUAACGUCUUCAAUACAACAACAACAACAAAAAGCUGUAACUACAGCAAGCGCUACAACGGCUGCAUCAUCAUCAACCACUGUCACCACAUCAUCCACUACAGCUACAAAAGCUUCCAAUGUGCCAACAAAAAUUGCCAAAACUACAGUUGUUACAGCUAAUGAGAAACCCAUUAGCACCACAACAAUACAAAAACCAACAACAUUAGCUAUUAACCAGCAACCAGCCACUACAAUAACUUCCUUGGCAACAUCAUCCUCAGCCACAACGGCAACAGCAGCUACUACAAAACAAAUACCACCACCUAUCACCACCACAACAGCAACAACAACAAAAACCUCAACGUCAUCCACAACAACAAUACCCAAAACUACAAAGUAGUUUUGUAACUAGUUGAAAUUUAAUAAUUACUUUACUGUAGCUGACAACAAAUAUUCGACACAUAACGAAAGCGGUUGCAAUUUUAAACGUUUAAAAGUAAGUUUAUAUAAGUUUGUUUUUUAAAAAAAUAUAUGAAAUAAAUCAACAUUUCAACACGUGAGUAUUUGAGUUUAAACCUAAAUUAAAUUAAAAUUAUGUAAUAAGA